This is a messenger RNA of Pseudophryne corroboree (corroboree frog), 6097 nucleotides long. RefSeq names its product polyhomeotic homolog 3 (gene PHC3). The transcript has 15 exons. Gene Ontology annotation, cellular component: PRC1 complex; nucleus. Lineage: Eukaryota; Metazoa; Chordata; Amphibia; Anura; Myobatrachidae. Gene Ontology annotation, molecular function: histone binding; zinc ion binding; chromatin binding. Gene Ontology annotation, biological process: negative regulation of DNA-templated transcription. The coding region runs from base 34 to 3063 and encodes 1009 amino acids. The record is from RefSeq and is a predicted model, not a curated record.
ACAUCAGGAUUUGCAUCGUAUCGGAGGACUUCGAUGCCUUUCCAACAAAUGCACACCACCUGCCGCCUGUCUGGACACAAAACAAUGCCCACAAUCGAAGGCCUAAAAUGCCCAACAACAGGAUUAAAUUUAAAACAUCACAGUGGAGACAUGGAGAAUGAACAUAAUGUAACAGCGUCCUCAACAUCUCCUUCCACCAGCACUCCGGUGUCCCACCCUCCACCUAUCUCUGUCUACAGCCCAGACCGCCAUGCUGUGCAGGUUAUCCAACAAGCACUGAAUCGUCCUCCAAGUUCAGCAGCCCAGUAUCUUCAGCAGAUGUAUGCAGCCCAACAGCAACACCUAAUGCUACAGACCGCAGCUCUGCAGCAGCAGCACCUCAGCAGCGCUCAGCUCCAGAGUCUGGCCUCCGUCCAGCAGGCAGGUUUGUCUGGUGAAAGGCGUUCUGCUUCCCCUAGUGCCACUAUCCAACAGCCAAGUGUUCCACAACCCUCUCUGACUCUCUCUACUUCUACUUCGCCUCCUACUACCCAAAUCAUUAAUCGAUCUCAGACCUCCAGCACUACAAGCAGCAGUAUCACCCAGAAAACCAUGUUACUGAGAAGUACUUCCCCAACUCUGAGUGCAAGCCAGGCUCAGAUGUAUCUGCGAGCUCAAAUGCUCAUAUUUACACCAGCUGCAACUGUUGCAGCCGUGCAAUCUGACAUUCCAGUGAUCUCGUCAGCUACAUCUUCAACUCCCUGUCGGUCAUCAGCUCCUCAGGUUCAGAAUUUAACACUGCGGAGCCAACCAGUCCUGGAGAUUUGUCCACAAAGUAUUCCACCAAAAAUAAAUAACCAUGACCAGCCCCUAACCAUGUGUCACAAGACAACUGUAACCAGUUCUAAAACCAUACACACUGACUCCUCUUAUGAGACAAGCCGUAGAGGAGAGAGUCCUGGAUCUGAAUCGCGGUGCACCGCUGUAACACGUACAGCAAGUUUACAUCAGCUAAUUGCCCCAGUAUCCUAUUCUUCAGUCCAGCCACAUUCUCUAACGAAACACCAUACAAUACAUCUCCAUCCAGAUCCCCCAAAGCUGCCACAUCAUCAAAUGAUAUUACAACAGCAGCAGCAGAUCCAACAUCGACAUCGGAUUCAAACUAUUACCUUACAUAAUCCAACAUUAGAAUCUCCUUCUACACAUCACUGUCUGCCAAUCCAAAGCCCAGCAUUCCUGUCCUUCCCAAGCAGUGCUCAUUCACACCACAGUACCCCUGUACCAACCCCAUCUUCUCCGGCUCUCUCACAAUCUGUUCAGCAUUCUGUAGUAGUAUCUCCUCCACCAGCACAGUCUCCGUGUCAGUCCCCUACUAUAAUUAUCCAUCCACAAGCCCUCAUUCAACCACCUCUGCUGGUGCAGUCAUCGCUUCCAUCUUCAGAUAAUUCAGAGCAACAGCUGCAGAGCACUUUAGAGUCAACACCACAUGUGGCUGUCCCAACACAUUCUUCAUAUACAGUGAUGGAAGAAAGCCAUCCUGGAUCAUCACUUCAACCAAUAGUAGCUUCAGCUGGACAGCAGUUAAUGUCUCCCGUAGACCCAGCCCAGUGUUUAUUCCAAGGCUUACCCCAGCCUACGGCAUCCUCUCCUAAUUUGCCUUCAGCCCAAACUUCCCAUCUCCAAGCAUUACCUGUGCAGUCCAUGCAAGCAAUUGCAGUACAGCCUGAGAUCUUAACACCAGGCCAAGUUCUUGUGCAGAAUGCUAUACUCACUGAAGAAGAGCUUCCUGCAGCAGAAGCACUUGUUCAGCUGCCAUUCCAGACGCUUCCACCACCACAGACUGUUGCUGUAAACCUGCACAUACCACCAACACAAGUGGAGUCACCAGUGGUUUAUCAAGUUGAAAAUAUGUGCUCCGAAGAAGUACCAAUGGAGCAGCAAGACUGUGUACGUGUCAUUACACAGACCCCCACACCCCCAACACACCCUCCCCCGGCGCUCCCUGUAGGGAGUGGAGAGGACCUUUCUGUAGAUCAUAUUAUACAAGGUCUCCCGACUGUGGUAUCUUCAGUCAGCGCCUCAGUUAUUAAAUCUCCGUCUGACACUUCAUAUGCCUCUAUACCAGCACCUCCACUACUUCUGCCAGCUGCUGCUACAAGAAGCAAUAGUGCACAGAAGCCUAACAGCAUUCCCGGUCUGGAUAACAAGGUUCCCCAAGCUAUAGUGAAACCACAUAUCCUGACCCAUGUCAUUGAGGGAUUCGUUAUUCAGGAAGGUCUAGAACCAUUUCCCGUAAAUCGGUCUUCCUUGCUGGUUGAGGAGCCGUCCAAAGAGCAAUCACCUGUGGAUGAACAGGUUAUGAACCUUACUGACAUAGAGUCUGACGUUCAGAGCACAGCCAAGCUUCCUGACAACUCUACAGACACAGAUGUGGAGGAACUAACAGGCGAGGAAGGUCUUGAUGAGCUGGAAUAUGAGUUGUUGGAGUGUGAGUUUUGUGGGAAGGCAGGAUAUCCAAACAAGUUCCAGAGGUCGAAGAGAUUCUGUUCUCUGUCAUGUGCAAAACGGUACAGUGCCAGUGAAGCAAAGCGCCUUGGGCUUUAUAAGGCUGAAAAAAGCAGUAGCUGGAGUAGAAAAAGUGAAGGAAAUCUAAGACGAAGUAGGAGACAUCCACACAGCACAGGAGGAUCAAUCCGAGACCACUACCUGAGACAGCUACCUACAGCCUACUCAUGUUCAGAGGUGUUUGAAGAUUCCAUACCUGUGGCGAUGACCACUCGCCUGCGUCGGCAGACUGAGAGAGAGCACGAGUUACGCCUCCUUCAACUAAGGAAAAACUCUUCACCAGCUGAGCUGCUGCCAGACGCACAGACAGAGCCAUCUCUGUGGACAGUGGAAGAUGUGUGGGCGUUCAUACAUUCUUUACCAGGGUGCCAUGAAAUCGCUGAGGAGUUCAGAACACAGGAAAUUGAUGGACAGGCCCUCCUGUUACUGAAGGAAGACCACCUCAUGAGUACAAUGAAUAUUAAGCUAGGACCAGCCCUGAAGAUUUGUGCUCGCAUUAAUUCACUAAAGGAAACCUAGUAGCAGAGCUGCAAAAGCUAUUGGGACGUGAAAUAGUCUGUGCAAGUACGUUGUGUUACACACAGUGGAUAGUUUUGUAAACUGUGGCAUUACUGUAAGCCUGUCACAUUCAUGGCCAUUCGUUAGGUGUUUUGGGAGCUUUAUUAUUUGACAUCACAUGAUACACACACAUACACAGUAUACCAUACAACCAGUAUUCCUUGGUCCAAGGCAUGAUGACCAUUUUUAUACUUUUCUGCAUACAAUGACCUGGAAGCUGGCAGAAUAAAGGACUGGAAUCCUCCAAACAAAGCUGCAACAUUUGGCAAUGGCAUCCUAAUAAACCCUUCAAUAAGUGUGCAAACAUUCAGUGUGUUUUACUACUUGUAUUUGUUAUUACUACUUGUAUUUUUUAUUACCUUGAAAAUAGCUAAAGUACUGCAUAGACAAACAAAUGACUAGUAAUUUCUAUAACGUAAAGCCAUUAUCUCUGCAUUAUGAGUGCAGUCAAAUAGAGUGCAAAUGUCUAGGAAACCAUAGUAAGAAUAAAGCACUAAGGGGCAUAUUUACCAGAAUCCGCAUUUAAAAUGUGGUUGUGGUGUGAUAUUUUCGCCUAAAUUUGCAUUGUGAAUUUAGGAAAUUUCACUUGAAUUUAUCAAAAAUCACUUGCAGGGAUAAAGCUAGCGAUAAAGCUCUUUCGCUGCGAAUCGCCUUGGCUCAAUUCUCACUGUAUUUUUAGGAAAAAAUAAAUGAGAGGGUGUCUGUGCAUGCUCCAGCUACCUCUCUGCUGCUGCCUCCGCUGCUGUCACCUUUCCUCCCCCCUUCCCGGCUCCUGCUUGUCUUCCAAAGCCAGCUGCUGCAGCCAGGCUCCCUGCCUCACGACCCCCUGCUGUGCUUCCACUGGGCCCCCUAGUGCUGCCUGGCUCACUGCAUCCUCUGUUGCUGCUGCAGCAGCCCAAUUCCUUGCUUCACUGAUCCCCCUGUUCCCGCUGUGCUAGUGCCGGACCCCCUGCUGCCGCCUGGUUUGGAUCACUGAGAUCGAGUUACAGAGAGGAGGUCACCUAUCACUGGACCCUGUGUUCAAGUUAGUUUUAUUUUAUUUUCUAUCCUACACUUAUGUGAUCAGCCUGUGGUCUAUUUAGACACAGUAGACUGAUCACAGGCACCGGGUUCAGGCUUUGCUCUGCCUGUUAGAUGUCAGGCAGAGCAGAGAAGAAGUCGGGAAACCAUAGGGAAGUAAAGAUAGCGUUCUUAUCGCAGGGCUCCCUCCGGUGUUUUUUUUUUUUUUUUACAAUUUAACAUUAGUAAAUUUGAAGCAGUUUACAUUCCCCAUUACAAGUAUGGGAAAUGCGAUAUGUUUCCUAAAAAAAUAAAAUGAAGAUAUUAAGGACUUUGAGGAGAAUUCUGCUAAUUCUCUCUUAUAGGCUACACUAAAAUAAUGUGAAAAGGGUGUGAAAACACACGUUUUCAUAUUAUUUUAUAAAAAAUUAAUAUUCAUAAAUCUGCCCAUAAAACUUUUUGUCCAGCAGAAGUAGCCACAAUGAUUCUGCUGUUAUUUAUUGCAAUGUACUACUGUGGCUUGCCUACAUUGUUAACACUAGCAAGUCCUGAUAAGUGCGGCUACACUCCCUGGUGUGCAUCACAUGCUGGGAAUUGCAUUUAACAAAAUGUGUGUGGUAUGUAAUGUCAUAUUUAUUAUGUCCACACCAUAAUGUCAACCUCUUCAGUAUCUCAACCUUUAACUGUCUACACUGACACAAUGUCGACCAGUUCAAUAUGUCAACAUUAUGAAUGUCGAGAGUCAGAAUGUCCACACUCCUAUUUUAGACUAACCCUAAAUGCAGGCUGACCCUAACCCUAAUUUCAUGUGUAGACAUUCUGGAGGAGAUGUAUCAAGCCUUGGAGAGAGAUAAAGUGGAGAAGUUACGCAAAGCAACCAAACCGGCUCUAGCUGACAGGUAUCUAGCACAGUCUUUGAAAUAGCAGUUAGACCCUUAUUGGUUGCUUUGGGCAGCUUCUCCGCUCUCUCUCUCUCCGGGGCUUGAUGCGUCCUCCUUUCCCUUCUGAAACUUUGCACGUCAACAUCCUGAAGGUCGACAAUCAGACAUGCUGAUUACAUCACUCACCAACACAAGAGAAGGAGCCAUUAACUUAAUAUUUUUAUUAGGCAAUAAGAUUAUAAAUAUAAAACAUAUAUGUAUAUAAAGUAUGCACUAUAAUGUGGUAAAUGGAAAGUUUUGCACUACCUUUGUUCACACUUACGUUGAUUUGUAACUUAAACAGGAAGUAUUGCUAUUCUUAAUCCUUUUUUAUAAGUGAAGAAAGCUGGUCACCCAGUUAUGCUCCAGGGAAAGUUGUACAGAGUGACAUCUAAGUAGGGAGUUGAGGACACUCCUUAUGCAUAAACACAGUAGCUGGUAAUAAGCAGCCAGUUUUGUGCUUCCACAGAUAAUUAAAGUAUUAGCUAUGUAAUAUGACUGCUCUUCUUUACCUAAUGCUCUGCCCUAUGGUGAACACAAAUUUCUACAGGCAGUCUACACCAGAACCCUGUCAACAAAUAUCAGUGGAGGUGUCUAUAUUAGGACUUUGCAAAGUGGCGCUCAAGGUCAUGACAGAGCUCCAUCAUCUGAACACAAAUGAUGUAAUACUUCGGCUCCCUCAAAAUAAAUUGUUACAAAGACGUGUAUUUUUGCAUAAGAUGUAUAAAAUGAUGUACUCUUGCUAAGAAAAAUUCACAUAUCACCUUAUUGUCUAGUGUGCACAGAGAAUGGUUCCCUUAUUAUCUGACACUGUCACAAUUUGUGGAAAAUGAUACUAAAUAUAUAUUUAUACACACACACAGAUAUGUUACAGUUCUUCACGAUGUAAGCUGAUUUUCUGUCCAACAGAUAAAAUAUAUAUAAUAUAUAUUGUCGUCUAUGUUAAAGUUUUAUGAGUUGUUUACAGUUUAAUCCUCUGUAUUCACAUGUAUUAUAGCAUUUACAGUGUUAUGCACUAUAAAAAUACUUAUUAUAAUAUCAGAUGUGCAAUAAACCUUUUAUUCCCUGCAGUAGAA